Molecule: messenger RNA, 1119 nt
Organism: Helianthus annuus (common sunflower)
Lineage: Eukaryota; Viridiplantae; Streptophyta; Magnoliopsida; Asterales; Asteraceae
Exons: 2
Coding region: 1-1119 (372 amino acids)
Source: RefSeq, a predicted model, not a curated record
AUGGAAGAAACAUCAGCUCAUCGACAAACCGGCCCUCGGCCGAAUUUUGGUAACAACGUCCAACCUGAAGGAAUCCCGGAAGACGUCUCCGAUGAUAAUGAGGUUCAAUCCAAUCGACCCAAUUUCAAUAAGUGCAGACCUCGUGCGGUUUACAACCUUGAGGCCGAGCAUAAUUACAAUCUGAUUUACCGCCCUGCGGAAGCAGCGGAAAAUUCGAAAUUCAUCAUGGAAAUCGCUCUCGCGCCACUUGAGAAAGCGAAAUUACCAUCUAAUGUGGGAAAGUUCAACGGGUUGAAAGACCCAGAUGAUCAUUUAAGAAUAUUUACAAGCGCAGGGUUGGUUGGGGGCUGGACCCUACCAUUAUGGUGUCGCCUAUUCGUACAGACCCUAACCGGCGCAUCAAGAAUUUGGUUCGAUAACUUACCAAUCGGAAAAAUCUCAUCAUGGAAAGAUCUGCGCGAAAAAUUUCUGACACAUUUUAGCCAGCAACGGCGUUCUAUUCACGAUACAUCCGAUGUAAUGAACAUUUGGCGUCAUGACGACGAAAGUCUGGAGGACUUUAUCACCAGAUACAACAAAGAAGUACUGGAGAUAGGCGAUGUUCAUGAGCAACUAAUUCACGCUCAAUUCAAAUACGCGGUUAGAUGUGAUGACAUGAUUAAGGUUUUAUCAGGAACAGAAGGCCUCCCAAAAAGCUGGGAGAAGGUAAUGGCAGCGGCAAAGGUUUACGCUCAAACUGAAAAGAACCUUACCACGAAUAGGCCGCCGCCACCACAUAAUAGACCCGCGGACUUAAGCUCCACUGGCGGGAGGAAGUUUAAGAAAUCAUGGCGUGAUUCUGGCUCGGGAAAUCAUUCAUCUGAAGAUGCUCGAACAACGAUCAACAAACUUACUGCGCAGAGGGAGACCAAGCAGGAGAAUAGGGAGAGACAGUGGACUCCCUUAACGAAGACCCCGGCGGAAGUUUUGAGCACUGAAGACUAUCAGUUCAAACCCCCAGUUCCCAUGAAAAACAAGCGAGGACAAGACCCUGCCCAAUACUGUGAUUAUAACAAGGACAGUGGUCAUACCACUAACAACUGCAUUUCUUUGCGCACAGAAAUAGAAAAAAACCCUUAA